CGGGAUGCAGCCGAGUCAGCUCCUCCACUCCCCAGUCUCAGGGCAACUUGCCUUGUGGCCCGGGACCCACUCGUCAGUCGUCAGCCCUCGCCGUCCUCCGCCACCGACGACGAUCUCCUCCGCCUCCCUCCACCGAGGCUCCGGUGAACCCUAAUCCAGUCCCACGCCUAGCCAAUCCAAUCCAGCCCAGCCCAUUCCUUCGGCGGCUAGUCUCUCCGAUCCCUCCUGAUGCCACGACCACGAUCCCGCGGCCGGGGCAGAGCCAGAUCCGGUUCCGCGAAGAUGGAUCCGGAAGAGGCCGCCGCCACACCGGCGCCGGAGCAGGAGGCCGGUGCGCCUCCGCAGGAAGAGUCCGCCGCUCCGGAGGAGGAGGAAGAGGUUGCCGCGCCGCCGGAGGAAGAGAAAGAGGUUGCCGCGCCGCCGGCGGAAGAAGAGAUUGCGGCACCGCCGGCCGAGGAAGAGAUUGCGGCGCCGCCGGCGGAGAAAGAGAUUGCGGCACCGCCGGCGGACGAAGGGAAUGCGGGGCCAGUGCACGAAGAGAGUGCGGCGCCAGCGGACGAAGUUAGUGCGGCGCCGGUGGACGGAGAGAGGGCGGCGCCGGUCGACGGAGAGAGGGCGGCGCCAGUGGACGGAGAGAGUGCGGACGCGGUAGCGGUAGAAGACGAAGGGGCGAGCGGGAGUGAGGCGGAGCGGGCGCGCAAAGAGCUCGAGCGGAAGGUCACCGAGCUCAGUAUCCAGAACGAGCACCUCAAGUCCCAGAUCGCCGCUGCGCAGCAGCCAGCGAGCAGCGCCGAGGUGGGGAGAGGCAGUGUGCCGGAGGACGAGGAGGGCUCCGAGCUCGUCAGGAGCUUGAAGGAGCAGGUCCAGAGGCUGAGCAGGGAGGUUCACGAGCAGAAGCAGACGCAGAAGGUCGCGGAGGCGGCCCUCGAGCACGUCAACCUGUCCUACGCCGAGGCCGACGGCAAGGUACAGGAGCUCACGGCCAAGCUCAACCAAGCUCAACUGAAGUUGGAAAAGGAACUAAAAGAACGAGAUGACAAAUAUGUUGAGUUGGAUACCAAAUUCCAGAGGCUUCACAAGCGUGCAAAACAACGUAUACAAGAUAUACAGAAGGAAAAAGAUGAUCUGGAAGCUCGGUUUAAUGAAAUUAACCAGAAGGCUGAGCAAGCUGCUUCUCUGCAAGUAGCUGCACAACAGGAACUGGAACGUGCUCGUCACCAGGCUAGUGAGGCUUUACGUGCAAUGGAUGCUGAAAGACAGCAAUUGCGGACUGUGAACAGCAAGUUAAGAUCAAAUUUUGAUGAGACACGGCUUGCUUUGGAGGCCAGGAACAAUGCCCUUGAGAAGUUGCAACAGUCGAUGCUUGAAAAAGAGCAGAUGCUAGAGCAAAUCCAAGGAUCAAUGCAGUCUGCGGAAGAAAAGAGGCAUGCAUCAGUUUCAGAGCUUGCUACUAAGCACCAGAAGCAAUUAGAGAGCUUGGAAGCACAGCUAGCUGAGGUUUCCGCAGAGCGGACAAAGGCAUCUGAAACGAUUCAUUCACUGCAGAUGGUACUCGCAGAGAAAGAUACAGAAAUAACUGAAAUUGAAGCAGCAUCAACCGGUGAAGCUGCCCGACUUAAAGCUACCUUGGAGGAGAUUAAAGGCGAGCUUGCUCAUCUAAAAGGUCAACAUGAAAAAGAAAGGCAACUCUGGGAAGCAGAACAUGAAUCCCUUAAGGAAAAAUUGGAAGCAUCAGAAAGUGCAUGUCGUAGAUCUGAGAUAGAAUCUGACAAAGUUAGAUGUCAAUUGGAGUCAGAGUUGUCAAGACAAAAUCAAUUGCUUCAAACCAAAGGUUGUGAUCUAAUUUCUGCAAAGGAGGAGAUCAGUCGAUUGGAAAGUGAGUUUUCUGCGUACAAGAUCCGUGCACAUGCACUUUUGCAAAAGAAGGAUGCUGAGCUGAGCACAGCUCAAAAUUCAGAUUUGGUUAAAGCACAUGAAGAAGCAAUAAGAGAAGCUGAAAAGGAGGUGGCAGCUGCCUUAGAGGAACGAGAUGAAGCCAUCCAGGACCUUCAAGCUGCUCAAUCCAGGCACCGCGAAGAGAUUGAGGCAAGGGAUUUGGCUCUUGCUGAUGUGGACAAAAAACUAAAGAAUGUCAUGAAAACAUUAGAUUCUGUUACUUCUCAAUUUCUCUCAGAAAAAGAAUCAUGGGAGAAAGAUUUGGCAAGUCUAGAGGAAAGCUGGAGAUUAAAAUGUGAGUCUAUGAAGGAUCAGAGUAAUGGCCAUGUUGAAGACCACCUUCAGAAGAAUCUAGGGGAGUGGACACUGAAAUAUGAGAAAUUAAAGGAAGAGCACGAAUCGUUCCGUGAUAUUUCUGAUAGAAUGAUUGAAGAGAAGGAACGAGAGAUAGCUAAACUCCUCAAGGAAAACAAGGAUCUUCAUCAUUCAUUAGAGGCUAAAGCAGCAGUCAGCAAUGGUGAGAAUCAAAGCCCAGGACAUGUUAAACAGGAUGUACUGAGCAUUGAAUUGGCUGAGCAGCAAAUUCUGCUUCUUGCACGACAACAAGCUCAAAGGGAAGAAGAAUUGGGCCAGUCACAGAGGCAUAUCUUAGCGCUUCAACAAGAAAUUGAGGAGCUUGAGCGUGAAAACCGUCUUCAUGAUCAGCAGCAAGCAAUGCUGAAGACAGAGCUUCGGAAUAUGGAGAGAUCACAAAAGCGGGAAGGAAUAGAUAUGACAUAUUUAAAAAAUGUGAUCUUAAAGCUUCUUGAAACAGGGGAAGUGGGGGCCUUGCUACCUGUGGUUGCGACGCUACUACAGUUCAGUCCUGACGAGCUCAACAAGUGCCAACAUGGUGUCCUCUCAACUGUGGCUUCUUCGCCAGCCACUGCAUUGUCAGAUGGUGGAUCCACACCAAACUCGUUCUUUGGAAGAUUCACAUUCUAGUAGUGGUACAAGACAGUGGUUGUGAAGAUCCGCAGGGUGAUCCAUAUAUCCCAGCAGUUUUACUGAUUGUAGAAGGUGACAUUCUUUUGUUUGCGGGCUUCCCAUGUCUUGUUACCUUCUGUAAAGCAGUGUAUAGAAAACCAUAACUAUAUAUGAUUUCGCUACAAGCAGUUUCAUGCUCGAAGUGAAAAUCUUUUUUCUGUAGAAAUUGUUGUACAAUUACAUAACACUUUAGGGCAUUCUUGAAUCAUACUACUAAUUUGGAAAUUUUGGAUUA
This is a messenger RNA of Lolium perenne, 3196 nucleotides long. Its product is annotated as protein GRIP. The record is from RefSeq and is a predicted model, not a curated record. Lineage: Eukaryota; Viridiplantae; Streptophyta; Magnoliopsida; Poales; Poaceae. Gene Ontology annotation, biological process: reciprocal meiotic recombination.